AAUUCCCAUCUACUCUGCCGACCGCCCGGUUGCUAUUUGAAUUGAACUGAAUCCACAACCCGAUUCUUUCCAAACCCUAAUGUCAUUGAUUCCCCAAAAUUCAAUGGAUCUACUCAUCCACCGCCAGAUUUAGGGUUUAAGAUUUCUUCUUCUUCAAUCUUUUUGCGUCAAUUUCCCCCAAUUUCUUCGAUUUCCAAACAUAUUACGGCUACAAGCUCGAUAAUUACCCCAAUUUUGGCGUUCAAUACAAGUUCCAGUGUUUGUACAAUUCUGCCAGCCGCUGAAUCAUGACUGAGUAUUGGGUUAGCCAAGGUAACAAAUGGUGCGACUUCUGCAAAAUAUUUAUUUCAAAUAAUCCUUCAACAAUCCGAAAUCAUGAGCUCGGCCAACGUCAUAAGGACAAUGUUGCCAAAAAGCUUGCGAACAUGAGAAAAGAGAAUGCUGCCAAGGACAAAGAACAAAAGGAAGCAGUACGUGCCAUUGAGCAGAUUGAGGCAAAAGCCAAUCGUAGUUAUCAGAAGGACAUAGCAAAUUUGCGGGAAGCUAAAGAUUCUCAUGCACUUCCUGUUAAUGUUCAAGAAAAUGGUGAAGAGGAAUGGGAGCUUGACAGCACUUCAGGCUAUUAUUAUAACGAAAGCAACGGUUUUUACUAUGAUUCAAGUUCAGGCUUCUACUACUCCGAUGCCAUUGGCAAGUGGGUAACACAGGAAGAGGCACAUUCUUCGCCUCAAUACUUUUUGAACUCCAAACAUAAGAAACCAGUUUUAGCGAAGCCAUCAUCAGCCUCCGCCAGUGCAGCUAUAAAAGACAAAAAUGUGGAUAAAGGGGAAAGUGGGCCUCCGCCUGGGUUAGUUGUUUCAGCUUCUUUAAACCCGAAGCGAUCCGUUAAAGGUGCUCCUUCAUCAGUUGCUGUUGGUAAGAGGAAGAGGCCAGAUGAGAAGCAAAAGGCUAUAUCUGAAGAAGAAAAGGCUGCACUCAAAGCAAGGGAGGCUGCGAAGAAGAGGGUUGAACAAAGAGAGAAGCCACUCCUCGGCCUUUACAAAUUGCCUUGAAAUUGGCUGUUGCUCUCAAGUAAAUUUCUCUACCAUCUCAAGUUUGCAACAUCCACCCUUCAACCUGUAAACUGAUUUGUCUCUUUAUGAUUAUAUAGUUUGCUUGAUAUGAGCUGGAAGAGUAUUACUUUAUGGAACUUCCCAAAGCUUUACAAGUUCUCUAUCACCCUGUUAUUGUUAUAAUCUUGCUCUGCUUUAUUGUGGGGUUUACAUGACAUUCAUCACCAGGAGUAUAUGGGGCGGAUAUAGUCUAAGUACUUUUUCCAUCCAUGUGUGCUUGGUUACUGAAAAGGCGAGAAACAUUUGAGGGAAGAACAUCGGUAGGCAAUCAACUCGCGUGCAUGAAGCGAUCUUCCUUUUUCUGUGGAUCUGUUUGGUUACAGUUACAAUUGAGCAGAAUCCUACAUUGUCGAAGGCUAUGUGAAGGGAAACUUUCUAGUAUCGGGUACGACAUUAUCUCCCUGUUCAGAAACCAAAGCUUAGACAAGGUGACAUUGCAGUUAAAAGAGGAAAACAGAAGAUACUACUUACAUAUAUUGUAUUUUGGAGAAGUAACAUUUGUCAUUAAUAAUUCAGCCCUUGCCUGGUUUUUCUUUCUAUUCACAGGAUAAUUGAGAGCAUGAAUCCUAAGACGAACUUAUUUUUUGUCAGCCCAUCCAACACAAAAGGACUUCAACUGGUUUGUGCUGACUUGUUGCAUCUAAUGUCAGUCAUUAACCCCUUGUUUUAUUUCUGCAUUUUUCAUUUCUUUUAUAGCAAACUUCAUGCCUUGAAUUUAAGCUUUGCUUGUGUUGUAAUUUACAAGUGAUUCUCUCAUGCUUUAUCUUUCAUACUAAUUCUCAUUCAGGUAGCAAUUAAAGCAUCAUGAUUGACCAACUAGUUGAGGAGAUCAAAUUCUGAAUAAGAAUCUUUAUUGCUAUUCAGUUGAUGUGAAUGUCUAGAAUUUUUUAAGGGUUAAAGUUGUUAUACUUUUGGUUUAUUUUGCUUCAAUAUGUUCAUUUUAUUUUUGGAUAAUUUAUUUUUUACUUUUUUCAAUAUAACUCUUGCACUUUCAAAAUGUCCAUUUUUGGUCCUCUGCCUUAAAAAUUAAAAUAAAGUGGGUUCAAAAUCUUAUUUUAGUUUUUUUAACUUUGAAUUUGGUUAUAUUUUGAUUCCUAAACUUUAGAAAAUGUUCGUUUAGCCCCUAAACUUUUAAAAAGUGUUUAUUUUGAGCCCUACUAUUAAAAUUAUGUUAACUCUUCAAAAGAAGUGUGAGGGAGCUUGUAUUUUUGCAUGACUAGGUUCUAGAUGUAUUGAGGAAGAUGAAGAUGAAGUAAAUUGUCAACAACUAACACUCAAAAUAUUGAGUGACCAAAAUUUUGAACUAAAAAAGUGUUUUAAAUUCUCUCAUUUUGUUAAAAAAGUUGUUAAAAAAACAAUCAUUUUGUUAAAAGAAGUGUUUUAAAUUCUCACCAUUUUGUUAAAAAAGUUGUAUAUAUCACAGUCCAAAAUAAGUACUUUUUAAAAGUUCAAGGAUUAAAACGAUCAUUUUUAAAAAUUUAGUGAUCAAAAUAAAAUAAUAUUUAAAAUUUAAGAAUUAAAACGAUCACUUUUAAAAGUUCAAAAAUCAAAGUAAGAUUUAAAUCGAUCAUUUUUAUCUUACAUUUUUAGUUUGGCUUCAUUUUUUUCCUUUCAAAAUUUUAGCCCAACAUAUCCUAUGAAAUUGUUAGAAUGCAAUCAUAAAUUAUAAUAAAGAGUUUUCAUUGUGUAAUUUUAAAGUUAAAAUUUCAUAAAUAGAUGUUCUGAAAGCCUAGUGUUGAAGAUUUUGAAAGUAUAGUGGCUAAGCUGUAAACUUAUGGUCUAAAUAGUAUUUAAACCAAUUUUCUUUAACGACCAACUGUAAAAUUGAAAUGAUGGGAAUAGAAGCCUUCAUGAAUUGGGUUUGAGUUCAAUUGUUUGGAAUACACAUUUGUGCAAUUUUAUAUUAUUCUUUUCUUACACACAUAUAUGCAUAUUUUCCUACCUAAAUUAUGCUUUUUAAAUAAAAUAUAUGAAAUAUUUAUUUCAAAUUUGAUUUCUUACCCAUAAAAUUAUGAUUAUCCUAACCACUUAAUGUGCAUGGGCUGCAAUAGAAAUAAUGAAAAAACAUAGAGACCUAAAUAUAACGAUUAUGUUAUAUUAAUGUCUUAAACAUUUCAUUUUUUUUAACAAGAAAGGUCUAUUGAACUUUGUUUUUAAGACACAAAUAUAUAUAUAUAUAAAUAAAAGAUUCUCUCUCUCCCAUGCAUGUAUUCUCUCUCUCCAAUAAUACAUUUCAUAUUAUUCUCUCCUCUAUGAUUUACGUUCAUUUCUUCCUCCUUCCUCUCUUUUCUUCUUUCCCCUCCCUCUCUUUUCUCAUUUUUGGUGUUGAGAGUUGCAUGCGGGAGACGAUGGUGUGGGGCGAGCAAAUCCGACGAUGAGAGACGACUGAUAUGGGACGAAUUGACGACACGGACAACGUGGGGCGAACAGAUUUGGUCGACGACACGGUGGAACAUGCAAAUUCGAUCGACGGCAAUGAGGCAAGUAGAUCUAGUCAACAACAUGGGAAGAGAGAUUCGUGGCGGCUAUGGCUAAAGAAGAAGGGAUGAAGAUGGAGGGUUAUGUGUUAUAAACCCCUAUAUGAAGAUGGAGAGAUGAGGAUGGACUUUGUUCGUACCGCCUAUAUAGAUCUACUGCACCAAGAUCGAGGAGAACUUUUCUUUUUCUUUUAAACCCUAAAUAUAUAUGUUAUAAACCCCCAAGUCAAUAUGCAUUUCUUUAUUUGAUAUAUGUGAAUUAUAAACUGUGGGAUGUAUCUUUGUUUAUUUGAUAUAUACUAUGAUUUAUGUUGAA
Benincasa hispida (wax gourd) is the source of this 3905-nucleotide messenger RNA. Its product is annotated as C2H2 and C2HC zinc fingers superfamily protein. The record is from RefSeq and is a predicted model, not a curated record. NCBI's taxonomy places the organism in Eukaryota, Viridiplantae, Streptophyta, Magnoliopsida, Cucurbitales, Cucurbitaceae. Gene Ontology annotation, cellular component: nucleus; precatalytic spliceosome. Gene Ontology annotation, molecular function: zinc ion binding; RNA binding. Gene Ontology annotation, biological process: mRNA splicing, via spliceosome.